This is a messenger RNA of Stylophora pistillata, 2129 nucleotides long. Its product is annotated as tubulin-specific chaperone cofactor E-like protein. Lineage: Eukaryota; Metazoa; Cnidaria; Anthozoa; Scleractinia; Pocilloporidae. Gene Ontology annotation, molecular function: protein binding. The record is from RefSeq and is a predicted model, not a curated record.
AAUUCAAAGCAUACACAGAAUUUGCCAGGUCAUCUCUGGAGAAAGCAUUUGAGGAAAACUGCGAUCGAUUGUCCAGAAAAGGUACUUCUGCUGCCUUUGAUGUCACGAUGGAGGAUUCCCAAGCCGAGAAAAGGAGGUUAUCCUUUAAAGACGCUUUGUUAAAUAAAUACAGCGAAGACCAUAGCGACGAAGAGUUAUUAUGCUUCAUACAUAUAACCGGUUCUCCAAAACAAAAGACUUCUUUUGGCCAGUCAGAACACUUCCACAAGAGAAUCAUAACACUUGAUGACUGUGGUAUCAACUGGGCAGGUCCAGUUGGAGAGAUUGCAUCCAUGUGUCCAAAUGUAGAAGAACUUGAUCUGGCCAAGAAUAAUCUUUCUGACUUUCAUGAGGUUUUUCGAAUAAUCAGUCAGCUCCAAAAGCUGGAGUUUCUAAACCUGAGUGAAAACUACUUGCCACAAAAGAUUGAAGAUUUUACUCCAUUACUGGGGGAAAAUCCAAAGGAGUCACUUCCUUCUGUAAAAAAAUUGAUCCUAAACAACACUGCUGUGCCACUGGAAACGGUGAACUCCCUUCUGAAUUGUCUCACGGGAGUCCAAGACCUGUACCUUAGCCUUAAUGGCUACGAGUGCAUUCCAGAUUGCGCAGAACAAUAUCCAAACAUCAAGAGUUUGUCAAUCAACAAGCACGCCAUCACACAGUGGGACGAGAUUGGAAAAAUCGGAUUUGUGUUCCCAGGACUGGCGGAGUUACGAAUGUCAGAGUGCCCUCUGGAAAACAUAACCCCUACAGAGGCUCCUCGACAGUUUCCAAAUCUGAAGGCGCUAAACUUGAACAACACUCUGCUGGAUACAUGGGAGGCUAUUGAUGCGCUGAAAUCCUUUCCCAUGUUGACAGACGUUAGUGUGAUGGGGAUUCCGCUGCUGUGUCAAUACACUGACCAACACAAACGACAGUUACUUAUUGCAAGACUCCCCAACGUACAGAAGCUAAACAAAACCAAGAUAUCUGCAGAGGAAAGAGAAGAUGCUGAAAGAUUUUUCAUUCGACAUCAUAUGGAUGAUGAAAGUCCUCCUUUAAGGUAUCUUGAACUUGUUGAUACUCACGGAAUGUUGGACCGAUUGGCAGAGGUUAACAUGCAAGCCAAACAAACUGCUACUAUAUCUUUGAUAUUUGAUGAUCAACCUGUCUGUAAGCAGGAGAUUAAUCUUAUGCAGAGCACAACGAGCUUGAAAAAGUAUGUCAGUGAGAUCAUCGGAAUACCCCCUCCAGGCUUUAAGAUACUUUACAAAGACGUCGGGUUUUGCUUUGGCCUUGAAGAAAUGAAAUAUGGACCAAAAAAACUGUACAGGUACAAGAUUAAAGACGGAGAUGAAAUCCAUGUAUGGAGCCGUUGAUGAGGAAAGAUGGAUUCCAAGGAAACUUUAGUUACCUUUUUGUAUAUUUAGGCUAUUAAGAACUCUAAGUGGUCUUACGGAGUGUAGCCAGUGUAUCAUUACCUCAGAUAGGUUUCAGGUGUGGUGGGGAGGCUCUUGCAGUUGCAGAGGGAUGUCUGAGUGUCAAACCUGGUUCAAACGUGCGAGGCAAAUGAAAACGUAAGUGCAAAUGCAGAUGCAAAUAAUGUUCAAAAGUCAAACGCAAACGCAAAGGGCUUAUGCGACUUCACUGAGGAAGGUUAGAUUCGCAGGGGGAAUAAUUUAAAAAAAUAGUGGUCGAUCGAGGCUUUUCAUCCCGGCUGUCGUUUUGAGUGUAAAAGCUGCCUUUUUUAAUCCUGCCGUGACUAUUUUUACUGGUUAAUGCAGUAGAGAGUGAAAGGGUAGUGUGCAGUGUUGAAUUAGGAACAUUUUUGUUUGAAAUGUUGUGUUUGAUCUGCAUCGAGAAGUUUUCCUUUAUGAGCUCGCGAUUCUUCUAUGGUUCUAUCAAUCCUUUUAAGACCUUUUCAAGUUUUUCGGCUUUGAAAUUGGCUCAACUUGUGCGUCGCAUGUGUGAACAUGCAUAUUGUAUUGCCCACAUGUAGGUACUACUUUUUAUUGGACUCACUCGGCUUUUGCUAAUUUUAUACAGAUAAUUCUCAGUAUAUAUCUACAAUUGUAAAAUACCGUACUAAAUACAUUUCAGUCGUCGUUGCU